Molecule: messenger RNA, 961 nt
Organism: Aspergillus brunneoviolaceus CBS 621.78
Lineage: Eukaryota; Fungi; Ascomycota; Eurotiomycetes; Eurotiales; Aspergillaceae
Exons: 1
Coding region: 21-605 (194 amino acids)
Source: RefSeq, a predicted model, not a curated record
GACUCAGUCAACGCAAGUCAAUGAUCGAGCUUUUCAGUCUUCUUCAAUCCACCGCCGCGGCCGUCGCCGCGGCCCCGAAGUUCUCGAACCUCAAACUACCUCUCACUCAGAGGUCGCCCUUCCGCUUCUCCACCAACGCCGUCGUCGAUGAAUCGCCCUCCUCGGUAUACUCCACCGCAGCCACCACAACCUCACCAUCUCGAUCAGCAGCAGCACCACCCCCAAACGCAGCACCACCCACAACGCCAACCAAAAAAUCCAAGCUCCCCUCCCCACCACCACCCACGCCUCCCCCGAAAUCCCCCAAACAACUCCAACAACGGCCCCUCCCGCAGACCCCGCGACGCAAGCACCGACACAGCAGCUUCCAAGAGCAAAUCUCACCCCCAACGGUAACCUACCGCACCACCCCAAGCCCAAGUCCCACCAAGAAACAACGCCGAAUGGGCACCGUCCUCUUUCCUCUAACCUCCUCCUUCCGUCCCAGCGGUGGUACCAACAACAACAACAGCUCCAACGUGACGACGAUUCCGACAACCAACCCUCCCUCCCCUUCCCGUCGUCAGUCUCAUCUCCAAAAAAAUGCACAGACUCUUUUUUGCUAGCCACGGAGUUCGGGGUACCGGUGCAGGGGUUCGGGUUCUCUUUUGUUGGUGUCUAUGGUCUAUCUCGGGGGGUUUGGUCGCUUCUUUAUUGAGGGCUUUGUUCGGCUUCUGAGGACUUUUCUGUUACUUGUAACCCAAGUAAUACCCCCUGUAUCACUUUUGGGUUUUCUCUUCUCUUCCAUGGUGUAUUUACUUUCUUUGAGAUGAUUGUAUCAUCUGUUUUUAUGGGGGUGUCUACUUUCUUUAGCUGUGUGUGUGUCGAUUAGUUCCGGGCCUGAUUGUUAGUUAUCUGUUGAUCGGGUCUGGGGUGUACCUUCUAGGGUUCUAUUUCUGUGACAGUUGCUGGCUAGGAUGAC